GCGGCGACUUUCGGCUGGAGAAUAUGGGAACCUUGAGGCCGCAGCUGGCACGGGACCUGCGUGACACUGGUCUGGGCUUAGGCUACCCCACAGCGGAGCGUGCUAAAGGAUUCUUGCUCGAGAAGGCCCAGUUUCAAAGUCGGGACAGCAUUUCUCACUUCGCUUUGCGUCUGGCAUUCUGCAAGGCGAACGAGGCUCGAGAAUGGCUGCUGAAACAGGAGCAGCGGUUGUUCGUCUUACGUUUCGAGGGCUCGAACCUGGGAGCUUCCUGGCAGGCUUUUGUCGAGUCCGUGGGGAUCAGGGCCCAGAGGUUCGAAGAACGAUCUGAUGGACCUUCCUUGCAGAUGCUGCAGAAGUGCACCGCUGGUGCAAAGACUUGGAGAGAUGGGCGUCCCGAGUUCGAGCAGACCUUCUACGAGAUGCCUUUCACGGAGGUUCCUCCGGCCUUCAUUGCCGGGAGACGAGUGGUGCUCAAGAAGGGCAAGGCUUUUGUUCCGGCGACCUCGUUGAAGCUGAUCGUAGCAAAAAAGUUCAAGGACCUCCUGUCGCUGAGCUUGGACGUGGCCUUCCAAGGCCUCCACCUGGCCUUGGCCGAUCCGCGCGUGGGCCUCUUCCUGAGGCAGCUGCAGGAGAUGGGAUUGCAGCUGGUGCUGCCUAUGCGCUCCUCCUCGCAGCAGGAAUCCGGCGAGCAGCUAAGCCUUGGCAACUUCGAGGAGAUGUUGUCCCGCUCGAUGCCCCCUUGCAUGCGGCGGCUCGUGGAAAGACAGCGGGAGGCUCGGAAGCACUUGAAGCACGCAGGAAGGCUGCAGCUGCGGCCCUUCCUGAAGGCGUGCGGCUUUUCCUUCGAGGACUCUGUCAGUUGGUGGAAGCAGGAGCUGUGCCGCGAUCCGACCAUCGAUGCUCAGAAGUUCGACAAGAACUACAUGUAUGACAUCGAGCAUGCCUACGGGAAGAAGGGACACAAUCAAGGUCAGAACUGCUGCGGCUGCCCAAAGCUCAUCGGCUUGCCUGGCGAGACUGUUGGCCAGGUUCACGGAUGUCCCUUCAAGCAGAUGGACGUGGAGUCCCUGCGUCAACAGCUGCAAAGGUGGCAGGUGCCUUCUGCCUGGCGCCCGAUGUGUUGGCUUCUCUUUAGCGUUUUCUGGGUUUUGUAG
Messenger RNA from Symbiodinium natans, 1154 nucleotides. NCBI's taxonomy places the organism in Eukaryota, Dinophyceae, Suessiales, Symbiodiniaceae. The record is from the annotation of a GenBank genome assembly.